Molecule: messenger RNA, 1546 nt
Organism: Abrus precatorius (Indian licorice)
Lineage: Eukaryota; Viridiplantae; Streptophyta; Magnoliopsida; Fabales; Fabaceae
Exons: 2
Coding region: 195-1181 (328 amino acids)
Source: RefSeq, a predicted model, not a curated record
AUCUAAGUAAAAGAAUGAAAGAAGUGUAACUCGGGUCGGAAAAGGGCAGAAGCAAAAGGCAAAUAGGGCAGUAACAGUAGCUGAAGCGAGUGUGUUUAUCGUAGCUGAAGUGAGUGCAGCAAAUUGAGGAUUUUGUUCCACUCUGACUUCCAAGCAAUGGCAAUCCCUCUGUAAUCCAAGACGACGUCGUAGCCAUGUCCACCACAAUCCCAUCCCUCGUGUCCUUCAAACCCUCGUUCCCAUCCACCAAAGUCCAUGCCUUUAGGCCUCAAUUCAGACGCAACAUUAUUGGGUUUUCUCUCAAACCCCCCAGAUUCUCUCUGGGGAAGCGUUUCGCUGUAAACGACAAAGGGGGUGGCGGUGAUGUCGUCGUUGGGGUGGAUGAAGCAGAGAAGGAGGCUCGAGGACAGAGUACUAUGCCGGAACGGUUUCGGUAUCUUGCUAAAGAAGCUCCCACUCCUCCUCUUAGGUGGCCAUGGUUUGUGGUAAUGGCUUUUCUCAUCUAUGCUUGGAGAGCUGUUCUAUUUGAACUGUCAAAUUGGAGGAAUGCUGCAUUUGCCAUUGUUCGUUUUAUAGGAUACCUCUUGAAAUAUGCUUUGGCUGUGGUCUACCAUUUCAUAGGAAGUCCAAUCACUUUUUCAGUUAGAUGCGCAGAGGAUUUAUUUUACACAGUGCGGGCUUGUUACUCUUGGAUAAUUGCCAAUGCUCCUGUACCAGACCUGACCAUCAUCAUUGUGCUAGCAUCAAUUGUUUUAGCCAUUGCCGAAGCUACUGUGCCGAACUGUGUAAACAACCAACCUUAUGUUCUUACUGUGUCUGGUCUAAUUGGAUAUGCUGCUGUUAGAGGCUAUAUCUCUGAACCUUUAUUCUGGACCCUUCUGCUUGGUGUGUAUGGUUUCUCAAAAUUUGUUAAGAAGAGCGAUGAUAUUUCAUCUGCAAUGCCUGUUGCAGCCGUGCUGGCUGCUGUCGGGGAGCCUUGGGUUAGAGUUUUGGUGAUUGUUUCAUACACGGCCUUAGCUAUAUAUCAGCAUUCCAAAAUGCUUUCAGAAGGGAAAGAAGUUGAAGAAGUAGAAACAAGAGUGAGGCUUCCAAUUCCACUUCUUUUUGCAGCUUUGGCUAUUGGCUUGAGAAUCGCCGCCAAGUGGGCUGGGUACCGGCACUUGACUUGGAUGAUUGUAUGACUGCAGAGAACUAAUGUAGCUGAGAGUCUAAAGAAGAAUGAAGUUUUGUGGUCUAUAAAGUUGAUGUAGGAUAUGAUAUUGAUGGAUAGAGAUUAUUAUUCUGUUCUAGUUGCAAUUAUUGUAGUGUUCUUCGCAUGUUUUAAAAUGGAGAAAUGAAUCACUAGGCUGUGCCUUUGCAUAUAAGCUUCUUGUCUCAUUGUAUCAGUUAAUGCAUUUUGCAAUUUUGAUUUGAGGCCACUGCAGCCUACAUCUUAUUUGUUAUACCAACGUUGAAUUUUAUGUUUUUGGAAUGAAAGGAGUGAAAUGGAGGGGAAAAAGAUGCAAAAGAAAGGCCAAGUUUCUAUAGAUUGGAUAUAUUUGAUUCU